AUUACAUCUUCAAUCUAAGGGCAACCAUGGCAGAGGGAGAAUCAUUCAUCCAUGUAUAAGGAGAGGUCACUGUUGAGCAGACCUGGAGUGUCCACCACCAUCACUCUCCUCCCACACAGCCCCGUCUCUCUCUCUGCUCUCACUCUUCAGGGUCAGUGACUUGGGACUGAUUCUGGAAUCAAACAGCUUUUGGCCCAUGAUGGUGUUUCAUGCUGCACUCUUCUCCAAUCCACUCAGACCAACCAAAACCAGUCUCAGGUCAUUGCUGAUUUCAGCUUCUGAAAGCAACAGACUUUGUGGACUAGACGUGGAGAACCUGGUCGGUGACUGUCCCACACCAUUCCUCAACCUUGCAGUCUUCUGCUGCAACAUGAAUUCAAAGCUACGUCUCUCGUUCUCUGAGAUAGUGGUCUUGCUGGAGGGGAUGGAGAUAGGAGAGGAAGAAGCCCAUCCCUCUGGGUGAUUAUCUCUCCGCAGAACCCACCACUGUCCAGAUCAGCCCUUACCGACGUCUUAGUUCCCCGUCGCCCUGGCGACCAGCGGUUGUCACGGAGCCAGUUGGACAUGCUUCCCCCAAGGACAUCCCCUCUCGAAACCCCGGUCCGGGUCAACCCCUUCUCUCUGUGGCAGGACCUGAACGGGGGCCACAUCAAGCUCUACAACACACCAGCAAGUCUGUCAUCUCCCUGACCUUCACCCUCCCCCAGCAGCCUGACACCUGCGCCUCUCCC
Molecule: messenger RNA, 731 nt
Organism: Oncorhynchus mykiss (rainbow trout)
Lineage: Eukaryota; Metazoa; Chordata; Actinopteri; Salmoniformes; Salmonidae
Source: RefSeq, a predicted model, not a curated record